Hibiscus syriacus is the source of this 2099-nucleotide messenger RNA. Its product is annotated as K(+) efflux antiporter 5-like. The record is from RefSeq and is a predicted model, not a curated record. The transcript is spliced from 20 exons. Gene Ontology annotation, biological process: potassium ion transmembrane transport; proton transmembrane transport. Lineage: Eukaryota; Viridiplantae; Streptophyta; Magnoliopsida; Malvales; Malvaceae. Gene Ontology annotation, cellular component: membrane. Bases 77 to 1804 code for a protein of 575 amino acids. Gene Ontology annotation, molecular function: potassium:proton antiporter activity.
CGACCACAUCCCUUCCUGCAUUCUUUUGCAUUUUUUUCCUGCAAAAUUUGUUUAAAGAUAGAGAUUUACGGAAUCAAUGGCGAUUUGCUCCUCGAAAUGUGGAGUUCUUGGAUCUGUUUAUUGUUUGGUGCUGGUGCUAUUAUACGCCAGGAUAUGCGUAUCGGUUAGAUCUGAUAAGGAAAUCCGGGAAAGGUUUUACGGUAACCUGGUGAAUUCGUCGUCCACGGGUAACGGGGAAGGGAGUAUUGCCAAAAUGUUCGAUCGGGUUCUUGAGAAGGAGUUCUCCGAAAAUGAUCAAACUGCAGGAACUGACGCAAGCAAUUUCAAUUCUAGUGUAGCUGAUCAGCAAGCUGUACUUGAGACUGUAGCUAAAAUAACUCAUGAGAAGGGGAGGAGAAAUGAUACGCAAGAGACAAAUGGCACAAAAUUAUUCCAGAUUAACGAUGUUUUUUCUCUGGAAAAUGAAGAUUCUGAUGAGACCACAACCUUGAUUGAUAAAAAGGAUAAUGUGUUUGUAAUGUCAAAUAGAAAAUCUAAGUAUCCAGUACUCCAAGUUGAUUUGAGAUUGAUAUCAGAUCUGGUGGUUGUCAUAGUCUCUGCUGCCAUUGGUGGUAUUAUUUUUUCAUGUCUAGGGCAACCGGUUAUUGUGGGCUAUCUUCUUGCGGGUUCACUUAUUGGACCAGGGGGUUUGAAAUUCAUUAGUGAAAUGGUACAGGUUGAAACUGUUGCACAGUUUGGUGUUGUCUUUCUUCUUUUUGCUCUUGGGCUAGAGUUUUCUUUGGCGAAGUUAAAAGUUGUGGGGCCAGUUGCUGUUUUUGGAGGACUGCUUCAAAUUGUGAUAUUUAUGUGCUUGUGUGGCAUAAUUGCAGUGUUAUGUGGAGCAAAUUUAUCUGAGGGUGUAUUUGUUGGUUCCUUCCUCUCAAUGUCGUCAACUGCAAUUGUUGUGAAGUUUUUAGUAGAACGGAAUAGCACUAAUUCUCUUCAUGGUCAAGUUACUAUUGGGACUCUAAUUUUUCAGGAUUGUGCUGUUGGUUUGUUAUUUGCUUUGCUCCCAGUUUUGGGUGGUAGCAGUGGCCUACUACAUGGAAUGGCAUCAAUGGGAAAGUUGAUAUUGGUAUUAUCAAUUUAUCUUACUGUUGCAUCUCUAUUGUCUUGGUCGUUUGUCCCUCGAUUCCUAAAGUUAAUGAUGCAGAUAUCAUCUCAAACAAAUGAACUUUAUCAGCUUGCUGCUGUGGCUUUCUGCUUAUUGUCUGCUUGGUGCAGUGAUAAGUUGGGUCUCAGCCUUGAGUUGGGUUCAUUUGUUGCUGGGGUUAUGAUAUCUACUACUGAUUUUGCGCAGCAUACACUAGACCAGGUGGAACCAAUUCGCAAUCUAUUUGCAGCACUCUUCCUUUCUGGUAUUGGGAUGCUCAUUCAUGUACAUUUUCUGUGGAACCACGUGGAUAUACUACUGGCCUCUGUUAUUCUAGUUAUUGUUGUUAAGACUGCUGUUGCCUGUGCGGUUGCCAAGGCUUUUGGAUAUGGAGUUAGGACAUCUUUCCAUGUGGGAGUGUUGCUCGCCCAAAUUGGGGAAUUUGCUUUUGUUCUUCUAAGUCGUGCCUCAAAUCUUCACCUUGUUGAGGGAAAGAUGUAUCUUCUUCUGCUUGGAACAACAGCUCUUAGCCUGGUAACAACUCCUCUUAUGUUCAAAUUGAUACCAUAUGUGAUGAACUUGGGUGUUCUUCUGCAAUGGUUUCCCUCCGACAGCGGCUUACAGAACGAGGAGAAAGUUGCCAUCAUUGAAGCACAUAAUAGGUUACACUGACCAAUCCUAUGUUAUGGUAGUCAGGUUAUACUUGGGAUUCAUACUCAUUUGCAAGUGUUAGCGGUUUAAUAUCAGCCCAAAAUUCAUGGGAUGUCUGCUGAGAAGUAUCAUGCACGUUCAUAUAUGUAUUAAAUAUAUUCUUUAUAAUUCUUUGUAUAUUGAUUUUGCAUUUUGAGCACUCAGGACCGAGUCUAAUCUUGUCAUGUGAGUUGUAACCCUAUACACUAAUACACAAGAUUAUAUGCCUGGAAUCUACUUCUACACUGAAAUCAAUGUUUGAUUUAGAAUGAGUUAA